Molecule: messenger RNA, 5094 nt
Organism: Sceloporus undulatus (fence lizard)
Lineage: Eukaryota; Metazoa; Chordata; Lepidosauria; Squamata; Phrynosomatidae
Gene: RGL1
Product: ral guanine nucleotide dissociation stimulator like 1
Exons: 19
Biological process (GO): positive regulation of GTPase activity; Ras protein signal transduction
Cellular component (GO): plasma membrane
Molecular function (GO): guanyl-nucleotide exchange factor activity
Source: RefSeq, a predicted model, not a curated record
UCCUCUUGUUCUCAGCUAAGAUACUGCAGAUGCAGACUGAGGGGAGAGAGAGGGUGUUUUCAGGCUUGCUUGCUGCAUUUCUUGGUCUGAAUGCUAUCAGAACAUAUCAAAGCGGAAAAGAUGCUCUUUCCUUAAUCAAUUUGAGGUGUAUCAUUACUGCAACUAACUGGUUCUCCAAAGCUCACCUGGAAGAUUUUCUAGCACCUUGUUCAUGAAGCAUCUGAAAUCAAAGAAAAGUGUAAAGACCUGAUGUAUAUGGAAGAUCAUAUCUCAGUAUGGCACAUAUUGCUAAUGCAGGAGAGCUCAAUUCAGGACGGAGGCGAAGAGGUAGAGGAAGGCGCAGUCUAUCAUGUCACCCUCAAAAGAGUACAGAUUCAACAGGCUGCAAAUAAAGGAGCAAGAUGGCUAGGGGUUGAAGGGGAUCAAUUGCCUCCAGGUCAUACUGUUAGCCAAUAUGAGACAUGUAAGAUCAGGACAAUAAAAGCUGGUACUCUGGAGAAGCUUGUGGAGAACCUACUGACAGCUUUUGGGGACAAUGACUUCACCUACAUCAGCAUAUUUCUGUCAACAUACAGAGGCUUUGCAUCCACAAAAGAAGUUCUGGAGCUGCUCCUCGACAGGUAAGGAAACCUGGAGAUCUCAAACUGUGAAGAAGAUGGGAGCCAGAACUCUACUGAGACCAAAACAGUACUCAGGAAUGCUAUAGCCUCCAUCUUGAGAGCAUGGCUAGACCAGUGCUCUGAAGACUUCCAGGAACCACCUCAUUACUUUUGUUUGCGGAAACUCUUGGCUUAUCUGACACGGGUCAUGCCAGGGUCAGACCCUGAAAGAAGAGCACAACAUUUGUUGGAGCAGUUUCAGAAGCAAGAAGUAGUAAAUGACAGUGGCAUCCAUGACAUCCUUUCCAUUGAGGAAAAACUAGAGCCUGGUGGUUCAGAAGAGUUCUCUUCUUUCCCAGAAGACCUUGUGGCAGAACAGCUCACCUACAUGGAUGCUAAACUGUUUAAAAGAGUUGUGCCACAUCAUUGUCUGGGCUGCAUCUGGUCUCGAAGGGAUAAGAAGGAAAAUAAACAUUUGGCACCCACCAUCAGAGCCACCAUUGCACAGUUCAAUGCAGUGACAAAAUGCGUCAUCAGGACCAUCUUGAAUGGCAAAGAGUUGAAAACACAGCAGCGAGCCAAAACCAUAGAGAAGUGGAUCAAUAUUGCACAUGAAUGUAGGAUCCUCAAGAAUUUUUCCUCUUUGAGAGCCAUUGUUUCAGCACUACAGUCCAACUCUAUCUAUCGGUUAAAGAAGUGUUGGGCCUCCGUUGCAAAAGACAGAAUAUUGAUGUUUGAAGAAUUGUCAGAAAUUUUCUCAGAUCAUGACAACUAUUUGACAAGCCGGGAGCUGCUAAUGAAGGAAGGAACAUCAAAAUUUGCAAAUUUGGACAGCAGUGUAAAGGAAAAUCAGAAAAGAACUCAGCGACGGCUUCAGUUGCAAAAAGAUAUGGGUGUAAUGCAAGGCACCGUUCCUUACCUUGGUACUUUUUUGACUGACUUGACAAUGCUCGACACAGCUCUUCAGGAUUAUGUGGAGGGAGGACUAAUAAAUUUUGAGAAGAGAAGACGGGAAUUUGAAGUAAUCGCUCAGAUUAAGCUCUUGCAAUCUUCCUGUAACAGCUAUUGCAUGACAUCUGACAGAAAAUUCAUCCAGUGGUUCAGGAAACAGCGGCAUUUAACAGAGGAGGAGAGCUAUGCCCUUUCUUGUGAAGUUGAAGCAGCUGCCGACACAACUACCACAUCCCCCAAACCUCGGAAGAGCAUGGUGAAACGCCUGAGCUUGUUAUUUCUGGGAUCUGAUGUAAUUGCAAACAGCACACCCACCAAAGAGCAACCCAAGUCUACACCAAGUGGGAGCUCCGGUGAAAGCAUGGAUUCUGUCAGCGUGUCAUCUUGCGAGUCAAACCACUCUGAAUCGGAGGACAUCUGCAUCACUCCCACUGACACUCCGGAUGAACCCCAGAAAAAACUCUCAGAAUCCUCUUCCUCUUGUUCCUCCAUCCAUUCGAUGGACACCUCUUCAUCAGGCGUGUCUUCCUUCACCAACGCUCUCUCGUCUCCUCCUUCACUGGUUAGCAAUCCCAGAAUCCACAAACGCUCCAUCUCUGUCACCUCCAUUACCUCAACACUUUCACCUCCUGUUUACAAUCAGCAGAACGAAGACACCUGCAUCAUCCGGAUCAGUGUGGAAGACAACAAUGGCAACAUGUACAAGAGCAUAAUGUUGACCAGCCAGGACAAGACUCCAGCAGUUAUUCAGAGAGCAAUGUUGAAACACAACCUGGAAUCAGAUCCUGUGGAGGAUUAUGAGCUUGUGCAAGUCAUCUCUGAGGACAAAGUACUAGUCAUUCCAGACAGUGCAAAUGUGUUUUAUGCCAUGAACAGCCAGGCGAACUUCGAUUUUAUCCUGAGGAAGAAAAGCAUCCUCGAUGGGCAGGUGAAAUUGAGAAGCCACACUAGUUUGACUCUUCCCAGGACCAACAAGAGGGGGUGUUGGAGCAACAGAAACAGUAAAAUCACACUCUGAGAGGGGUUAAGCCAGCACAAAAGAAGAUGCGGGUUUAAAGACAACUCUUGAGGCCAUCCAGUAUUAUGAAUUCUUUGGCAAUGAAUGUGUCAGUAUUCAGCUUUGGGAAUACAAAGCUAAACGCUUGCUCUGGACAGACACACAUUUCAGUACAGACAAUGGACAAAACAGACCUGAAUGGAAAAGCAGUCAAGAGACACUCUCUUUGUCCCUCUACCUCCCCCCCCCUUUUUUUUUUUUGCACUGUGUCCCAAAAGAAAAAGCCACUUUCCACCAGGAAGAAAAGAACCAUGCACCUAAUCUCCACUGCUUUCCACUUAACCCUCGGUCAAGCCUCUACUAAUUUGGAGUACUUCCACUUUAUUUUUUUCAUCCAUGGAAAAAUGUGAUCGUCAUCGAAUCCCACCUAUAUUUAUAGAAAGCAAAGGGGAGCAUUGGACAGAGCCCUGGCUGAAAGAUAACAUGGACAGACAAAUGGCUGGAUGUAGGGGGACUAAUGGGCUGUUCUCUUCCUGCUGGACUGCAACUUCAGGUGCUUCUCCGAAUGCACAGAAGGGUCAUGUUCAUCCAGGCUCCCCCCAAAGACCCCCUAGUCUUUGGAGCUACCCCAGGGAAUCCAGUGUUAUGUAGUGUUGGUUUUCUGGUGUCUGUGAUCCAAGCAGGAAAUGGGUAUUUCCCCUCCUAGCAAACACAAAGCAAAAAUUAACCCUCUGAAUCCUCUUUUCACACAAGACAACGCAAAUGCACACUACUGCUCUUAAUGCCACUACAUUGUUUUCUUUAUGCUUUGCAAAUCUUUUUUGUUUUUUUGAUAGCUAUAUAUAAACAAUUCAAAGUAUAUUUCUUUGGAGUGUGCAAUUCUACUCCCUUUCAGGUGUGGAGCCGUUUACCUGUAUUCAGCCAUAUUGGCAUUAUAGUAAACAAUACAGUCAUGUUUUAUAGUCACUUUUGAAAACAAAAUUUUAAAAAAAACACGUAUUUACUCAGCCACCAUUUGAAAAUAUUGCAGGUCUUUAAAAACCUACGCAAGCUCUUUUUCUAAAAUUCAUCCAUUAACUGGAUAAUUUUCCUGGCACGGUACAUCCUUGAAGGUAUAAAGAAUUUAGCUUCCUCUAGAGCUCUGCCCCUGCUGCAUGCCGAUUCAGUGACAAAAUUGAUCAUUCCUUCAGAGCACACACUACACUGGCGCACAAUCACAGGAAAGUAUGAAAGGCACAAUGGAGACAUUUGAUUGUAGAAAGAAGCUGCUUGAGGUGAGCCUCUAUGCCCUUGACCACCGGCCAACUCUUGCCCCCGUUUGCUGGGCUGGGCUUAAGGCUCCCUUCCGUCUUGGAUCUAGCAGUUUUUCCUUUUAUAGUAGGACCUUUGGCUCUCUCAAUGUUUUGAGCUACAAGGGAAACUUACCAUUAGCCAUGCUGCCUGGGGCUGCUGAGAACUAAAGUCCAAAGUCCCCAUCCCUUCCUUUCUAAAAUCGACAAGUGUUCCCCAUCCUGCUGCAGUGUGUCUUGUCAAAGCAAAACAGAUCUGCCACUGUCCAGCUUUCCCAGCAGUCACUGAGCAGCACAUUGUAUCAAAUUCAGUCAGAUCUAAAGGCAUGAAAGGGAUUUCUCCAUUUCAAAUAUGGUUUGCCAAGCAGGGGUGCAUGUCUUCUGGAGUUCAUGGCAAGACUUCAACAGAUUUUGUUUUUGAGCUGGGUCAUAUUUAAGCCAUGGCACGUCUCACUGUCACAACUGAGUGUAAACCUACUUUCUAUGGAACUAUAGAAAAAGUAGAGAAUGUGGCUGCAUAAUUAGGCUUUCUUCAUUUCUCAGCAGACAAUAAUUACACAAAACCUCUAGCCUUUAUGGUUACACAGAUGUGCCUGAAAGUGUAUGUGUGGGUAAUAAACAGAACAAAAUCUCAAUGGUUAAAUAACAUUUCUUUUUAAGUUCUGGAAGAGGUCAUGGCCAUUUGCUUCACAGAAUUCAGAUUUUUGGGUUAGCCUGCUACAGAACUUCAUUUUACUUAAUAGAGUGUAUUUAGCCCUGACACAAACUUACCAGUCAGUGUUAAAAAUAAAUAAAUCUGAUGAUGUAUUUUGCACUAUGUGAAACUCCUUCCUGUUUCAAAUGUACUCUACUCUGACCUGUAUUGCUUAUAUUCCCCAUUGUGUUUUUGCCUAGAGGAGAUAAAGCUUUAUUCAAAACUGAGCCUUAAACGUGUCCAGAGCUGGGAUGGAUUUUGAGCCAACCAAGGUCCAUUCUCUUGGUUUUCUGGUGAAAGCAAUGCACAAAUGUGUUCUGUAUGUGGGUAAAUAUAUGCACAUACUCACACUCUGUAUAUAUCUGUAGAAUCAGCUAGAUUUUUAUAUUGUUAAGCUUAUGAUGCUAGUGUCUUUUUAAACAAAGACAGGAAUUUAUUAACAACUGCUGUGUAAAAAAGACUCAUUUCUUUCAGUGCUUGUGUAUGUCAUUUCCAGGAAGCAGGUGUUUCAACCUGGUUACUGCUAUCUUCUUUUAGCAACGCACACUUGUAAAAAGUCAAUAU